This is a messenger RNA of Gaeumannomyces tritici R3-111a-1, 309 nucleotides long. RefSeq lists its product as hypothetical. The transcript has 2 exons. The record is from RefSeq and is a predicted model, not a curated record. Bases 1 to 309 code for a protein of 102 amino acids. NCBI's taxonomy places the organism in Eukaryota, Fungi, Ascomycota, Sordariomycetes, Magnaporthales, Magnaporthaceae.
AUGCUUAUCUGGCAGGGUCUUGGCGCGAUGAUUGGAAGCUCACAGACGGUCCUCAGAAGCAUAGAGAAUGUCUUCGCGCCGAUCCCCGAGUCCAAGACCAGCCAGUGGGAGAAAGUCAUGAUCGAUAUAAUCACCGUGGGCGCCCUGGGAAGUGCCGCGCCUUUCUUCAACAGAGCCCUCAAAUCACUCCCAGCCUUUUCCAAGAGCACCACGUUCGACGACACAAAAGACAAUGCUUUGAUGCUUAUCGGACAGGGCACUACCCUCGCGAAGGAUCUGUUGGUGUCUGGCGAGGGAAGAAACGAGUGA